AUGGGUCAGAAAAAGAAAAUCGGAAAACAGCGAAAAGAUAAAUAUUAUCAAUUAGCUAAAGAAACAGGUUUUAGAUCUCGAGCGGCAUUCAAAUUGAUUCAGCUGAACCGAAAAUUCGAGUUUCUACAAAAAUCACAAGUAUGUAUCGACUUGUGUGCUGCUCCAGGUGGUUGGAUGCAAGUGGCAAAGCAAAACAUGCCUGUUUCAAGCAUUGUCAUAGGCAUAGAUCUGUUCCCAAUAAAACCCAUAACUGGAUGUAUCAGCUUGACUGAAGAUAUCACAACAGAAAAAUGUAGAGUAGCUAUAUCAAGAGAAUUGAAAACUUGGAAAGCUGAUGUUGUGCUUCAUGAUGGUGCUCCAAAUGUUGGAAAGAAUUGGCUGCAUGAUGCCUAUCAGCAAGCCUGCCUGACUCUCAGUUCUUUGAAAUUGGCAACACAAUUCCUGAGGCAAGGAGGGUGGUUUGUUACCAAAGUUUUCAGGUCAAAAGAUUACCAUGCCCUCAUUUGGGUCCUGAAACAGUUGUUCAAAAAGGUUCAUGCAACCAAACCACAAGCCUCUCGUACUGAAUCUGCUGAAAUAUUUGUAGUUUGUCAGUACUAUAUAGCUCCAGAUAAAAUAGAUCCCAAAUUUAUGGAUGCUAAGUAUGUAUUCCAAGAGUUGGAAAUUGAACCAAAAAAUAAACUAAAUGUGUUUCAUCCUGAGAAGAAGAAGAAGGUGAAAGCUGAAGGAUAUCCUGAAAAUGACUACACCCUUCACCACAAACUGAAUGUUUCUGAUUUUGUGAAGCAUGAAAAUGGUAUUGACUUGUUGCAACAUGCUUCAGAGAUUAUAUUCGACGAUCCUGCUAUCCUGAAUCACGAAAAGACCACCAAUGAAAUCAAGGAAUGCGUCAAGGACAUAAAAGUACUGGGCCGCAAAGAGCUCAGAAACCUCCUGUUAUGGUGGAAAACACUUCACGAAGAGUACGCGAAAACGCAAGAACCCGCAGAGGAUACGGAAACGCCGGCUGUCACCGCCAAAAACGAAAUUGAAGAAGAAGACGAGGACGAAGACUUGAAAGAAGCAGACCAACAGAUAGCAGACUUGCAAGGCGAAGAACUGCGGGACCAGAAACGCAAGAGAAAGAAGGUCCAGAAGGAGCGCAAGAAGCUCAACGAGCGACUCAAUCUCAAGAUGAUCCUCAAGAACGAUGACGGGCCAACGAUGGUUGGCGAGGAAAUGUUCGCCUUGAAGCAAGUGACUGAUGGGAAGAAACUGAAGAAAAUCAUGGAUCAGAAUCCCGAUACGGUCAUCGAGUCUGAGGAUGAUAGUGAUGAUGACAAGGCGCCCAAGUAUACAAAAUAUGAGAAGGAGAAGGACCAUUUGGAUAGUUCGGGGACUUACUAUAAGGAUUCGGACUCUGAGAUCGAAAUGGAAAGUGACGAUGAGAACCAGGAAAUCAAAGAGGGUCUAGGACUGAGUGACGAUGAUGACGAUAUCGCACCCAAAAAGAAGAAGAAAGAAAAAUCGACCGAGAAAUCCUCAGAUGAUAAGGAACAUCCACUCAUCACCGAUCUUGACUACCGCGACAAAGACAAGAAGAAGGCACACAAAGCGGAAUUGUGGUUCGAGAGGGAUGUUUUCAAGAAUCUGAUCGACGAAAAAGACGAAGACGCCGAUUUGGACAGGAUGGUGGAGAGUUACAAGAAAAAAGGAGCGAAAGUUGUGGGAGAGGAUAAGGAAGACGUGCCUACUCCGAAGAAAAGCAAGAGAAAAGCGGUCGCUAAGAGGAAGGAGGAAUCGACGGAUAGUGACUACGAUUCUGACACUGAGGAUGAUCAAGAUACAGAUACAGAUGCUGAUUCUGACUAUAAUGUGGAGGAGGAAGUUCAUGUGCCCGUUAACAACUCGAAAAAAGAUGGUUUCGAAAUUGUGAAACCGAAAGUGUCCGGCAAGAAGCACAAGCUGAAUUCCGAAGAUUUAGCUCUGGGCACAAUGAUGGUCAACAGUAAGAAGGCGAAGAGAGAUUUGGUAGAUGCCGCAUGGAACAGAUAUACCUUCAACGAUGAUAACCUGCCUGAUUGGUUCGUGAAAGAGGAAGAAAAACAUAUGAAGAGGGAAGUUCCAGUCCCAAAGGAAUUAGUGGAUGAGUAUAACAAACGAUUAGAGGACAUAAAUGUACGACCAAUAAAGAAAGUUAUUGAGGCAAAGGCGAGGAAGAAGAAGAGGGCAAUUAAAAAAUUGGAAAGGGCAAAGAAGAAAGUGGAGUCUCUCAUGGAUAAUGCUGAUGUUACCGACAGGGAGAAAGCUAAACAGAUAAAACAGUUGUAUAAGAAAGCGAGACAAGAACCCAAGAAGGAAUUGACCUAUGUGGUCACCAAGAAGCACAUGGCAGCCAAGAAAAUAUCGAGGCCGAAGGGGGUAAAAGGGCAUUACAAAGUGGUAGAUAAGAGAAUGAAGAAGGAUUUGAGGGCACAGAAGAACAAAAUGAAAACGAUGGGGAGAGGCAAGAAGGGACAGAAAGGGGCAAAGAAAAACAACAAGAGUAGUGGAAAUAAAAACAAGGCACAGGCUAAAUGA
Messenger RNA from Phaedon cochleariae (mustard beetle), 2559 nucleotides. Lineage: Eukaryota; Metazoa; Arthropoda; Insecta; Coleoptera; Chrysomelidae. The record is from the annotation of a GenBank genome assembly.